AAAAUACGCUGUUGAAGAUUCUUAUUGAGUCCCCUAAAAGCAGUCUACAGAGGAGUUGUGAAUUUGAUCAAGAAGUAGUAUAGGAUUACGUUUGACCGUUUAGUAAACGUCAUUUAAUUAUUUGCAUUUGGAAGUAAAAACAGGGCAGCUGCAAUGUGGAUUCAAGUGCGCACCAUGGAUGGCAAGGAGACCCAUCGGAUUGACUCCCUGUCUAAACUUACCAAGGUGGACGAGCUGCGCCUCAAGAUCUCGGAACUCUUUAAGGUUGACCCAGAGAGGCAGAGGCUUUUCUACCGGGGAAAGCAGAUGGAGGAUGGCCACACCAUCUUUGACUACAACGUGGGUCUGAACGACAUAGUGCAGCUGCUUGUUAGACAGGCUGCGCCCCCUGCUGCUGUCCUCAAAAGCAAGGACAAAGAGGCUGAGCUGUCUGACUCUGACUCUGGGUGUGGCUCGGCGCAGAGUGAGUCGGACAAGAGCUCCACCCACGGGGAGGCCGAGGUGCAGGCAGCUUGCACCUCCACCCAAACCGACACGCCAGACCUUGUCGACGCCGGCUUUGGCUGUUACAAGAUUAAUGAGUUUGUUGAUGCCAGAGACUUGAACAUGGGCGCCUGGUUUGAGGCCCAAAUUGUGAACGUUACAAAGACCCCAAAGACAUCUGGAGAGGAGGGCUCUGACGCUAAACCCAGUGAAGAGGAAGUUAUUCACUACCACGUCAAAUAUGAAGACUACCCAGAGAAUGGCGUGGUGCAGCUGCAUUCCAAGGACGUGCGCCCUCGUGCCCGCACCGUCUACCAGUGGCACCAGCUGGAGGCUGGCAUGGUGGUCAUGGUCAACUUUAACCCCGACGAACCCAAGGAGCGCGGCUACUGGUACGACGCCCAGAUCCAGAAGAAGAGGGAGACGCGUACCCUGCACGAGAUCUACGCCAAGAUACUGCUCGGGGAUGCCGGUGACUCCCUGAACGACUGUCGCAUCAUGUUCUUGACUGAGAUUUACAAAAUCGAGGAGCCUGGAGCUUUGGAUGGAUCUGGAGCGGGAUCUGACAGUCCACUGAAAAGGUCAAACGGACCCGAGUGCAAACACUGCAAAGACGACCUCAAGAAGAACUGCCGCUGGUGCAAUUGCCACGUGUGCGGCGUGAAGCAGGACCCGGACAAGCAGCUGCUGUGUGACGAGUGUGACAUGGCCUUCCAUAUCUACUGCCUCAACCCCCCGCUGACCAGCCUCCCCGAUGACGACGACUGGUAUUGUCCCGAGUGCCGCAACGAUGCCAGUGAGGUGGUGCUAGCAGGAGAAAAACUCAAGGACAGUAAGAAAAAAUCCAAGAUGGCGUCCGCCAGCUCAACCAGCCAGAGAGACUGGGGAAAGGGCAUGGCUUGUGUCGGCCGCAGCAAGCAGUGCACCAUCGUGCCCUCCAACCACUAUGGCCCAGUCCCUGGUGUCCCCGUUGGAAGUAUUUGGAAGUUCAGGGUCCAGGUGAGUGAGUCUGGUUGCCACAGGCCACAUGUUGCUGGGAUCCAUGGGAGGAGCAACGAUGGAUCUUACUCCCUAGUUCUGGCAGGGGGCUAUGAAGAUGACCAAGAUGAUGGCAACGAGUUCACCUACACCGGCUCAGGAGGGCGAGACCUGUCUGGCAACAAGAGGACAGCCGAACAGUCGUGUGAUCAGAAGCUCACCAAUAUGAACAGAGCUCUGGCUCUAAACUGCAACGCGUCGGUGAAUGAGAAGGAUGGGGCAGAGGCCAAAGACUGGAAGGCAGGCAAGCCGGUCAGGGUGGUGCGCAGCUCCAAGGGCCGCAAACAUAGCAAGUUCAGCCCCGAAGACGGCAACAGAUACGACGGCAUCUACAAGGUGGUGAAAUACUGGCCAGAGAAGGGCAAGUCCGGCUUCCUGGUCUGGAGGUACCUGCUCAAACGAAACGACGACGAGCCAGCGCCAUGGACCCGGGACGGCAAGGAACGCAUCAAGAAACUGGGACUCACCAUGCAGUAUCCUGAGGGCUAUCUGGAGGCCCAGGCUGCCAAGGAGAAGGAGAAGGAGAACAAGGAGAAGGAAAAUGAAGAGGUGACUGAAACGCCCACCAAAGGGAAGCGGAAGAGGAAGUCUCAGUCUAAUGCAGGAGCUGAAGAGAAGUCGUCACCAGCCAAGGGAACUCCCAAGAAGAUGAAAGUUGAGGCUUAUAAACUGACCAAAGAACAGAAGGCUUGGAUCAAGGGUGACGAGCCCAACAGGAAGCUUUGGGGUGAAGCCAUGGAGUCUCUGGCCCUUGGCCCGAAAUUCCUGAACAAAGUCGAGGAGGUCUUCUCAUGUAUAUGCUGCCAAGAAGUGGUCUUUCAACCUAUCACCACCGAGUGCCAACACAAUGUCUGCAGGGAAUGCCUUCAGCGGUCUUUCAAGGCAGAGGUGUACUCAUGCCCGGCAUGCAGGCACGAUCUGGGAAAAAACAACCCAAUGACUGUCAACAAACCCCUCCAAGCCAUUCUCAACCAGUUCUUCCCAGGAUACAGCAGUGGACGGUGAUAGCUUGUUCCAGCUGCUUGAACAGCAUGGAGACUAUAUAUAUAUAUAUAUAUAUAUAUAUAUAUAUAUAUAUGAACUAUGAGGGCAGUUAAGCAGUUCAGUUCAGACAAAAGAAUAACUUUUCUUUUAAUAUAUUUUGCAAAUGUAGAACUGUCUGUUUGGCGAAAUGCCACCCCUUCUUCUCUGGUCCUAUUUGUCAUUAACUGUAGUUGAUGUAAUUAAACUGCCUUGAUCAAAUGUAUCUGUAACCGUAACGCUCUUCUGUUAACAAUGCAUUUUAACUUUAAUUGCCAAAAUCAAUACACAAGUUUAAUUCCUUCAAGCACAUGCGGUUUUAAGAUGACUACGAUGUGUAUACUUUGCGGAACCUUUUGAUAGAGCAGAUAGACAUGUUAAUCAAUUGCAUACAUUUAUAUUUAGGGAACACUCCCUUAAUUGAAUGUAUUUUAUAUUCUAAGUUUGAUGUCCAAUAGAACUGUCCCUAACUCGUGUGUUUCUUAAGCGAAGCACAACUGAUAAAUCUGUUAGCAACCCCAUUUUUUAAAAAAGUGUCCUCGUAUACCGUGCUUGAGUUAAUGUGUGGUCUUAGAUUGUGCCUGCCAUCACUUGAUGGCAUGGUUAACAUGUAGCCAUUUGCUUGAUUUGUAAUGUAGCAUCGGGCGCUGCUGCAUCCAGAAUGGCUUUUGCUUCAGUACAUUGCUAUGAGCUUUUUGGGCUACAGUAGAAGGAAUUAUGGGUAUGGAUUUGAUAUUGAAACCUCUUCUCCCCCAGAGUUAUUUUUAAAUGUUUAUAAAAAUGACUUCGUCAUGGUGGAUGUGAGUGUCAUUUUAGGUUAUGAAUUAACAUUCCAGUAACAUACAUACUCGUUAUUUCAAAUGUAAGUGUGUAUACGCUUUACAAAGCUUUUUUUUUACAUUUACUUUCCCAUGUGUAAUCUGAUGGAGUUACUGAACAUUUGAUUUCAAUUUGAGGCGAGCAAAAUUACUCACCAGAAAUGUAUACCUUUCACUGGUUGACUCUAUUGUUCCAAUUUAUUUUGUAGUAAUUAUCCCUUUUAAUUGUAAAAUGUAUGUUGCCUUAAUCCUUUAACUGCUGUCUUAAGCACACUGUUUCCAUCUGAUACGUCUGAACAAGCCCAAAGAUGUCAUGUGUAACCUUUGUACAGUUGUGCACAAUUCCUGUUUAGGUGUUCCAUGAAAUGCUUUGAUCCAAGGCAGGGCUAUAGAACACUUAAACAUCUAGCCCUGUUGAACUUUUCCCUGGUGGUUCAACAGGAAAUAUUUAAGAUCCAGAAUUGAAAUUUUGCUCAGUUGUAUAUUUCUGCUUGUUCUAUUCCAAUAUUGCAAAAUGAAUGCCAGUGGCUGCAGAUGUUAGUAAUACCUCAAAUAUUUACUAUUUGCAUAAACUGGAAAUGUAUAUUUUCUAAAAUUGUAUAUUUUUAGAACUUGUUUUUUGAUAUGUAGUAUUGGAAGUUACUUUUACCAAGUGCAGAAUAUCCCAAUAAACCUUCAACCUUUUUUUU
This is a messenger RNA of Coregonus clupeaformis (lake whitefish), 4048 nucleotides long. Its product is annotated as E3 ubiquitin-protein ligase UHRF1. The transcript is spliced from 17 exons. The record is from RefSeq and is a predicted model, not a curated record. Lineage: Eukaryota; Metazoa; Chordata; Actinopteri; Salmoniformes; Salmonidae. Gene Ontology annotation, molecular function: ubiquitin protein ligase activity; protein binding. Bases 154 to 2526 code for a protein of 790 amino acids. Gene Ontology annotation, biological process: negative regulation of gene expression via chromosomal CpG island methylation.